UACACGCGUUAUAUCAAUUAUUUCGAUGGUCAGUUAUAGCGAGUGCCUGCUGUGAAAGUAAACAUGAAUGUCCAAGCGUGAUUAUUAUGCCAGUUACUAAUUGCAAAAAACCACCAAAGCUUCAUUUACCGUCUCUGAGAAGCACCGAGGAUGUCGAAUUUUUAUAAAUUCGGUUUCCUGUACCUUGCCUUCGCUUUGAUAUUCAUUGGAUACCACACGAGCUUCGUAUGCGGACAAAACGGAACCUGCUCUGAGUAUGAAUCUGGAGAUAAUUUAUGGACACCAAACUGUACCGACGAUAAUUAUUGGCAACCCGUGCAAUGCAAGGGGGAAACACUUAACGGCAGAUGUUUUUGCUACAAUGCAACGGGCACGAGGUUGUUCGGUUGGGCAUGGUGGGCAUCUGCUGAAAACAUGACUUGCGCUUGUAGCCGACGCAGGGAGGCCCUCGAAAUUGCCGGUAGAGAAGACGUCUCUUUGCACUGUUCAAGCGAAGGUAACUACGAGGAACUGCAAUGUGAUAACGGGUUGUGCUGGUGCGUUGAAGCCACGACUGGCAAACCGACGGAAAGGGCCUAUCCAGAGUCGAUGAUGACAUAUCUUCCAUGCUACAAUACGACCCUGGUUGGGUCUCAAUAUCUUCGCAAGUGCGAGAGUGUGAUGGUUGCACGUGCUAGAGUUCUCGAGAAAUUAGAAACACACGGUCGUUACUACACGCACAUUGACGCCGUCAAUUGUGAAGGAGACGGCAGCUACGGAAAUUACAAAAUUUCAAGCUCACAAAUUCUUUGCACGUGGAAAAACAACACGCAGAUAGAAUCGUAUCAGACGGAACUCAGCAACAUUCUAACAGUUGAUUGCAACUGUGCGAGGGAUUAUGUGAUAUAUGACGAAGCGGGGCUGACUUUCAGUCUUACGUGCGACACCGACGGAAGUUAUUCGUCGGAGCAAUACAGCAAUGGGUAUCCGUUCUGCGUCGACAGCGAUGGAUUCGCAACUACGUAUCUUGGAGAGCUUGGCGAAGAUCUCAGCUGCACUUGACCCAUGAACAAAUUCAUGCAGCUGCAGAGAUACGCAAUGUACUACAACGCUCAUUACGUCCUAUUAUUAAAAUUUCAAUUGGGAACAUUUUUUACUUCUCAAUACAACUUGAGUUAUCGAUUUUACAAGUAUGAAAUUGUUCUAAAAUUAAAAUUAAGAACAUUAAAAAUUUAGUUACGUGUGCAGAUAGAAUUGCGAGUUCCGCCUACUUCAUAUGGAAUCUAGUAUGACGCGACUAAAUUCCUGGUUGCAUACAACCAGACACCUUGCCAUUCAAAAUGAGCGUAACCGCUCGAGUUUGUUUUAUCCGAAAAAGCAGACACGGUACUGUCAAUCGAUCACUUGAGCUAUGUCGAAUGCACUUAAAUAAUGAUCUAGUAUUCUACCGAAGUUUUAUUCUCAAAAAUAUACUCGAUCAUACAUAAAAAAUGAAGUUACAAAAGCAUGCAACCAUUCGUAGAAUCGUAUAAGAAAAAGACAUGGACCUUUUACAGCACGUGGCAUUAAACUGAAUUAAUGAAAAAUGGCGAUGACUUGAAAGAGUCUGGAAACAAGUGUAUGCAAGGCGUAUGAAGCUUAUAUAAUCAUUUUGACUUAUCGCAGGAUAUUUCUUUCGGUAUUUAAACGAGAUAUCAGACAAUAAUCAUACCGGCGGGGGAUAAUUAUUUGAAAAAUGUCGAUUACGUAAAAUAAAUUUAGGAUUAGACGAACAAUGAGAUUACCCGUAGCUCAGUACUGUUACCACGCGUAGCAGAUGACUUAAAAUCUAUAACACACUGUUAAAAGGAUUAAGAAAAAAAAAAAAAGAAAGUAAAUUAGAAAUAUUUCUCGAGGUUUGACGCGAAUUUGCUGGGCGGAUCCUUUGGACCAUGUCGU
Molecule: messenger RNA, 1917 nt
Organism: Neodiprion virginianus
Lineage: Eukaryota; Metazoa; Arthropoda; Insecta; Hymenoptera; Diprionidae
Exons: 7
Coding region: 151-1041 (296 amino acids)
Biological process (GO): cell-matrix adhesion
Cellular component (GO): basement membrane
Source: RefSeq, a predicted model, not a curated record